AGUGCACUAUUGUAUCACCACUGCAGUGUUUGACAGAUCAUGAAGUUCAAACUUCCCAAUCCUGGCCUGGAGGACAGGAUAUUGUCCUAUGAGCAGCUGGACUCACUGGAGGAGAAAGAGGCUGGGGACAGACCCAAAUGGGACAACAAGACUCAGUACAUGCUGACCUGUGUUGGGUUCUGUGUGGGACUCGGAAAUGUCUGGCGCUUCCCCUACCUGUGUCAGAGUCACGGAGGAGGUGCAUUUAUGAUACCAUUUCUGAUCCUGCUGGUCCUUGAAGGAAUACCUCUCCUGCAUCUCGAGUUUGCCAUAGGACAACGUAUAAGAAGAGGCGGUUUAGGAGUGUGGAGUGCAAUUCAUCCCUAUUUGACUGGCAUUGGUAUUGCAUCCAUGUGUGUAUCCCUGACGAUCAGUCUCUACUACAACACCAUCAUUGCCUGGAUCUUGUGGUACUUCUUUAACUCAUUUCAAGACCCUUUGCCUUGGAGUCAAUGUCCCAUGAAUGCCAAUUCAACAGGCAUUGUCUCAGAGUGUGAGAGGAGCUCCCCUGUGGAUUAUUUCUGGUACAGGGAGACCCUGAACACAACCCCAAAUAUUGAAGACGAUGGCGGUCUGCAGUGGUGGAUACUGCUAUGUCACAUUUGUGCAUGGUCUGUGCUCUAUAUCUGCAUUAUUCGUGGUAUUGAGACCACUGGGAAGGCUGUGUAUGUGACUUCCACCCUUCCCUAUGUGGUGCUGACAAUAUUCCUGAUCAGAGGGUUGACCCUGAAGGGCUCUUUGAAUGGAGUUAAGUUUCUCUUCACACCAGAUUUAGCAGAGCUGGCAAAGCCAUCAACAUGGCUCGAUGCGGGGGCUCAAGUUUUCUAUUCCUUCUCUCUGGCUUUUGGUGGUCUUAUUUCCUUCUCAAGCUACAAUUCAGUGCAUAACAACUGUGAACAGGAUGCGGUGAUCAUCUCUAUAAUCAAUGGUUUCACCUCCGUCUAUGCUGCAACUGUCAUCUACACCAUUAUCGGCUUCAGAGCAACAGAAAGAUUUGACAAUUGUCUUUCAGGAAACAUCCUAGCAUUACUGAAUAUGUUUGAGCUUCCCGAGGGCUACAUCACUGACAGCAACUACGAUCAGGUUGUUCAACGCCUAAAUGAAACAAGCCCCGAGAUUAUUCAACAGCUUGAUCUUCCAACCUGCAACUUGAGAACGUUUCUCAGUGAGGGAGUUGAAGGAACCGGUUUAGCCUUCAUUGUGUUCACUGAGGCUAUCACCAAGAUGCCCCUUUCCCCGCUGUGGUCCGUCCUUUUCUUCAUCAUGCUCUUUUGUCUCGGCCUGUCUUCUAUGUUUGGUAACAUUGAGGGAGUUUUGGUGCCACUGCAAGACCUCAAGGUUUUCCCUAAGUCAUGGCCAAAAGAGGCUAUCACUGGUGUCACCUGCAUGUUCUGUUGUCUGGUGGGUCUGAUAUUUCUCCAAGGCUCAGGGAAUUAUUGGCUUUCACUUUUUGACACCUAUGGAGGAUCCAUCCCUCUGCUGGUGGUUGCAUUCUGCGAGAUGUUCUCAGUCGUGUACAUAUAUGGAAUAGACAGGUUCAAUGAUGAUAUUGAGUUCAUGAUUGGUCACAAACCCAACUUCUUCUGGCAGGCAUCAUGGAGAGUCAUCAGCCCGCUAAUUAUGCUUGUCAUCUUGGUCUUCUACUUCAUCACUAAAGUUUCUGAAAAGAUCCUUUACAAGGCUUGGGAUCCAGAAUCGGAUAAUUUCCCUACACAGGAGGAAAAGCUCUAUCCAUCCUGGAUCUACGUGAUCAUCUUUAUAUUGGCAGGGAUACCAGCUCUUGCUGUGCCUUUAGUUGCUGUCUGGAAAUGUGUAAUGACGAAGAAGAGAGAUAAGUUACAUAUUGAUAAUAUCACUGACCAAAUUCAAAUAAACGAGGAAAUCAAAAAAAUCCCAGCCUAAUAUUCUGGUAAAGCCCACUAUUUUCUCUUUCCCAAAAUAAUGAAUCAACUGCUAUAACGGUUUAAUCGAUGCCAUUCAAAAAUAAGAGACAAAGCUUUUCUGAACAGAACUCCCUGUUUCUUCAGCUACCUGUAACAUCAAGUAAAGCUCUAAUUUCUUUGCUGUGAAUCAGGUGACUAUAUGAAACGCUGUAAAA
Notothenia coriiceps (black rockcod) is the source of this 2137-nucleotide messenger RNA. RefSeq names its product solute carrier family 6 member 19b (gene slc6a19b). Gene Ontology annotation, biological process: nitrogen compound transport; sodium ion transmembrane transport; neutral amino acid transport. Gene Ontology annotation, cellular component: apical plasma membrane; brush border membrane; plasma membrane. NCBI's taxonomy places the organism in Eukaryota, Metazoa, Chordata, Actinopteri, Perciformes, Nototheniidae. The transcript is spliced from 12 exons. Bases 40 to 1941 code for a protein of 633 amino acids. The record is from RefSeq and is a predicted model, not a curated record. Gene Ontology annotation, molecular function: neutral L-amino acid transmembrane transporter activity.